This is a messenger RNA of Aureobasidium namibiae CBS 147.97, 1944 nucleotides long. RefSeq names its product methionyl-tRNA synthetase. The coding region runs from base 1 to 1944 and encodes 647 amino acids. Lineage: Eukaryota; Fungi; Ascomycota; Dothideomycetes; Dothideales; Saccotheciaceae. The transcript has 2 exons. Gene Ontology annotation, cellular component: aminoacyl-tRNA synthetase multienzyme complex; cytosol. Gene Ontology annotation, molecular function: ATP binding; methionine-tRNA ligase activity. Gene Ontology annotation, biological process: methionyl-tRNA aminoacylation. The record is from RefSeq and is a predicted model, not a curated record.
AUGAGCGAGCGCAAAGAGAUCCUCCCCGAGGAGGGCAAGAAGAACAUCCUCAUUACUUCUGCCCUCCCCUACGUCAACAACGUCCCUCACUUGGGCAACAUCAUUGGUAGUGUCUUGUCUGCCGAUGUCUUCUCCAGAUACUGCAAGGCUCGCGGCCUUCCCACCCUCUUCGUUUGCGGCACCGACGAGUACGGAACUGCCACCGAGACCAAGGCUAUCGAAGAGAAGUGCACACCGGAAGAGCUGUGCAACAAGUACCACAAGUUGCACGCCGAGGUCUACGAAUGGUUCAACAUUGGCUUCGACAUCUUCGGCCGCACUCCCACCACCCAGCAGACAGACAUUGCCCAGGACAUCUUUACGAAACUCUACAAGAACGGCUUCUUGGAGGAACAGGAAACCACUCAACCUUACUGCGAAACACACAACUCCUUCUUGGCCGACCGCUUCGUUGAGGGAGAAUGCCCAUUGUGCGCCUACGAGGAUGCAAGAGGAGACCAGUGCGACAAGUGUGGCCAUCUGCUCGACCCUCUGGAACUGAAGAAGCCCCGCUGCAAGCUCGAUGGCGCAACCCCCGUUGCGAAAAAGACAAAACACAUCUACCUGCUGUUGGACAAGCUGCAAGCACAGGUCGAGGAGUGGUCAGCAAAGUCGAGCAAGGAGGGCGCAUGGUCGUCCAACGGUAUCCACAUCACAAACUCCUGGUUGCAAGAAGGUCUCAAGCCCAGAGGUAUCACCCGCGACUUGAAGUGGGGUACUAAGGUUCCUCUGGAUGGCUACGACGAGAAGGUGCUGUACGUCUGGUUCGACGCCUGUAUUGGUUACGUUUCAAUCACUGCAAACUACACAGAUCAGUGGCAGAAGUGGUGGCACAACCCCGAGAAUGUCAGCCUGUACCAGUUCAUGGGCAAGGACAACGUUCCCUUCCACACUGUCGUUUUCCCCUCGUCCCAACUCGGUACCGGCGACAAGUGGACCAUGUUGAACCAUCUUUCUACGACCGAGUACCUCAAUUACGAACAGGGCAAGUUCAGCAAGAGCAGAGGCAUCGGUGUUUUCGGAACCAACGCAAAGGAGACCGGCAUCCCCUCGGAUGUCUGGCGUUACUAUCUCCUUUCGAGACGUCCCGAGACUGGUGACACAGAGUUCGAAUGGACCGGUUUCAUCAACUCCAACAACAACGAGCUCCUCAAGAACCUCGGCAACUUUGUCAACCGUAUUGUCAAGUAUGUCAACUCUGCUGUUUACGAGGGUGUCGUGCCAGACUACACAAAGUACGACGACUCAGAAGGUAUCAUCGCCGCCCACAAGAAGGAAGUCAACGAGGCACUCAAGGAGUACCUGGCCACCAUGGACGCCGUCAAGAUCCGUCAAGGUCUGCAAGCCGCCAUGCACAUCUCCUACCUCGGAAACAAGUUCCUUCAAGACAACAAGCUGGACAACGCACUAGCCAAGGAGCAACCCGAACGCUGUGCCGCCGUCGCAGGUCUGGCUUUGAACCACGUGCACUUGCUCGCCUCCAUCAUCGCACCCUACAUGCCCUCCACCACCUCCGCCAUCCUCCAACAACUCAACACCACUCUCCUCAUCAUCCCCGACGACUGGCAAGGCGACAGCAUCACCCCCAACCACAAACUCGGCGAAGCCGCCCACCUGUUCCAACAAAUCAAGCCCGAGAAGGAGAAGGAAUGGCGUGAGAUGUUUGGCGGCGAUGAAGCCAAGAAGGCCAAGGCCGAGAAGGAAGCAAAGGCUGCUGCAAAGAAGGCAGACAAGGAGAAGAAGAAGGCAAAGAAGGAGGCCGAGAGAGCCAAGGCCAAGUUGGCCAAGGAUGCUGGCAAGUCUGUCGAGUCUGCUGAGAAGGACGGCGCUGAGAGUCCGAGUGCUGGUGAUGCUAUUGAGGAGGUUACCGAGGGUGUCAAGCAGGCUGCUCUCCAGACUAGCUAG